This is a messenger RNA of Brugia malayi, 477 nucleotides long. Its product is annotated as EF hand family protein. The coding region runs from base 1 to 477 and encodes 158 amino acids. Gene Ontology annotation, cellular component: centrosome; centriole. Gene Ontology annotation, molecular function: calcium ion binding. NCBI's taxonomy places the organism in Eukaryota, Metazoa, Nematoda, Chromadorea, Rhabditida, Onchocercidae. Gene Ontology annotation, biological process: mitotic cell cycle; centriole replication. The transcript is spliced from 4 exons. The record is from RefSeq and is a predicted model, not a curated record.
AUGGCUAAUGUCGAUUUGCAAUGUACGGAAGCAUCUCAGCAAACGAUCAGUGAAUAUUCACGGCGAGAACUGAAGGAGGCAUUUUCAAAAUGUGAUCCAGAAGGCACCGGAACUAUUCUUCGAUCACUUGGUUUCGAACCACGAAAUGAUGAAAUAAGGAUUUUAACAGAAAAAAUUGAAGGAAAUGGAAAACAACAAAAAGACAAAGUCACAUUUAGAGAGUUGAGUAAUUUGUUGAGCGAAAAGUUAGAUGAACGUAAUGGGAUCAGAGAAAUGCAUGCUGCUUUUGAGCUGUUUGAUUCCGAUUUCAAAGGAUAUAUUACAGUUGAUGAUUUACGAAGAGUUGCUGGAGAACUAGGCGAAACAAUAGCAGAAGACCAACUAAAAGAAAUGAUUUUGGAAGCUGAUACCCGUGGUAGUGGUAAUGUUUGCGAAGAUGAUUUUUACACUGUAAUGAAAAAAACGGCACUCUAUUAA